Salvia miltiorrhiza (redroot sage) is the source of this 2187-nucleotide messenger RNA. RefSeq names its product signal peptide peptidase-like 5. The record is from RefSeq and is a predicted model, not a curated record. The transcript has 14 exons. Gene Ontology annotation, cellular component: lumenal side of endoplasmic reticulum membrane; Golgi-associated vesicle membrane; cytoplasmic side of endoplasmic reticulum membrane. NCBI's taxonomy places the organism in Eukaryota, Viridiplantae, Streptophyta, Magnoliopsida, Lamiales, Lamiaceae. Bases 323 to 1894 code for a protein of 523 amino acids. Gene Ontology annotation, biological process: membrane protein proteolysis. Gene Ontology annotation, molecular function: aspartic endopeptidase activity, intramembrane cleaving.
CUAGUGGUGAGCUGAGGCCAAUUAAAAAUGUCAAUUUCUCAAUGUCAGGUAUUUUGAAGCACCCAACUUCCAAAAUUUCCUUCCGAUUUUCCCUCUCGAUUUUUGAAGCGUCUAACAUCUUUCCAAAAAAUUCUUCCGAUUUUCCCUCUCCCAAGCUCUAGCUGUAAAUCUUCAUAAUUCAUUCAUGCAAUUAAUCAUUUAUUUUCCUUCUGCUUCAAAGAAUGUCCAAUCUAGAGUCGAGACGGGAGAGCAAGUUUAUACCCGUUAAUCCAUUUCAAUUACAACCAACAAAGAAGGAGAAAAAAAUAAUAAUUUGUUAGUUAUGGCUCCUGCUUCGUCGUAUCGAUUAAUGUCAUUGUCAUUUUUCUUGCUGUUACUGUCUGCGAUCGCCGUCGGUGACGAUGUUUCGGCCGCCUGCAGAAAUGAUUUCCCAUUGGUUAAGGUUAAGAAGUGGGUAAAUGGUGAUGAAAAUGAGCCACUUUUUGGGUUAAAUGCAGCUUUUGGCUCUAUCUUACCCGAGGAACUCAAACAAGCACAAAGAUUGCCUGCCAACUUUCUGGAACCUGUUACUGGUUGUUCACUCUCAUCCUCGAAGUUGCCAGGUUCUAUUGCUUUGGUACUGCGUGGUGAUUGCGACUUUACAACUAAGGCUGAAGUUGCUCAAGCGGGAGGAUCAGCAGCACUGGUGAUGAUAAAUACUGAUGAUGAUCUUCCGGAGAUGGGUUGUGCUAACAGUACUAAGUUGAAUAUCAAAAUUCCUGUUAUUGCGAUUUCAAAGUCAGCAGGGCAGGAUUUAAAGAAAUCCAUAACUGAUGGAAUGAAAGUGGAACUUUUGGUAUAUUCUCCGAAUCGCCCAGUUGUAGAUUACUCGGUGGUAUUCUUGUGGAUGAUGUCCGUUGGAACGGUAGUUUCUGCUACACUUUGGUCAGAUAUAGUUGGGUCAGAGGAAUAUGAUGAGCCCAGUAAUGAGCUAUCUCCACAGGAAUCUGAUGCUGGCGCAGACAAGGAUGAUGCAAUCCUCCAUAUCACCACAAUAAGCGCAGUAGUUUUUGUUAUAUCAGCAUCUACUUUCCUGCUGCUACUUUACUUCUUUAUGUCAGCAUCAUUCGUCUGGGUGCUAAUUGUACUUUUCUGCCUUGGAGGUGUUGAGGGAAUGCAUAGCUGUAUAGUAUCACUGAUAUCGAGCAAAUGUAAAGGUUGUGGAGAAAAGACAUUGAAAAUACCAAUGCUGGGGAAGAUAACCAUUCUCUCACUAGUUGUUUUGAUACUCUGUUUGGUAUUUGCCAUUGUCUGGGCUGCAACUCGGAAGAAAUCAUUCUCUUGGAUUGGCCAAGAUAUUCUUGGUAUAUUCAUGAUGAUAAGCGUGUUGCAAUUGGCUCAAUUACCAAAUAUAAAGGUUGCCACGGUGCUUCUGUGUUGCGCAUUCGUAUAUGACAUAUUUUGGGUUUUCCUAUCUCCAUUGAUAUUCCGUGACAGUGUUAUGGUUGCGGUUGCUCGAGGCAAUAAUAGCGGUGGAGAAUCAAUCCCCAUGCUUCUGAGAUUUCCUAAACUUUCCGAUCCCUAUUAUGGUUAUAACAUGAUAGGCUUCGGGGACAUUAUAUUCCCUGGUUUGUUGGUUUCCUUCUCACAUAGAUUCGACAAAGCCCAUAGGAAGAGUGGAGCAAAUGGAUAUUUUCUUUGGUUGAUAAUUGGCUAUGGAUCUGGCCUGUUCUUUACUUACUUAGGCUUGUAUCUGAUGGCUGGGCACGGUCAGCCUGCACUCCUCUACCUCGUCCCGUGUACUUUGGGAACUUGUGUGGUGUUGGGUCUGAAAAGGGGGGAGCUGAGUCUGCUUUGGAACCACGGCAACGACUCAGGUCAACAAACUGUUCCUUCUGCCUCGACCGAGUAUUGAACCUAAAUACUCUGCUCAGAAAAUUCACCAUUGGAAUGCUUGUCCUCUAACAUGGGAAGCUCGCUUUCAACGAUGAACACCAUUCCUCAGGUCCCUACUUUAGAGUUUCGACUUAACACUCUAUGUCUUGUCUCAUUUCGUUUUUUUUUCUAUUUGAAGCGUUUAUCAAUCGCUGAUUGAGAAAUUUAUUGAAUACAACAAUCCAUGAUUUCUGUCUAAAUAUGGUGUCUUGGCAAUUGACGAAUGGAUUUUGCCUACAUUUGUAUACUGCCCAAUUUUACAUUUUAACUCAA